Notodromas monacha is the source of this 482-nucleotide messenger RNA. Lineage: Eukaryota; Metazoa; Arthropoda; Ostracoda; Podocopida; Cyprididae. The record is from the annotation of a GenBank genome assembly.
AGUUUAAUGCUCAUGUAUUUUUGUGAAUUUUUUAGCGUGCUUGGGACGUUGUCAGUUUUUUACUUUGGCAUUUUGGUGGUUGGGGAGUAUUUUGCGGUUGACGCAAAACCAUCCAACAUCAAAUGGGCCCCCAAAAGUGCCAUGGAUGUCAUCAGCCUGUUGCCCUCACUUGCAACUGGGUUUAUGUUUCAUGCUUCUGCGGUGCCAGUGUAUUCCUGUAUGAAGGAAAGGAAUUUGAAGACUUGGCGGUCAGUGAUUUUCAUAACAAUGGCUGUGAUCUACACUGUGACUGGAAUGGCUGGGAUUUUCGGAUACAUGACAUUUGGAGAUGAUGUAUCCUCAGAUAUUAUGCAGAACUAUGACCCAAGAAGACCUGAGAUUAUCGUAGGCCUUGUUGCUGUGAUGACUGCUCAGAUUAUGACUUUCCCCAUGCAUCUGUUUGUUGGAAGGUAUGUGAUGUGAAUACAUUUUUUUCAGUAUUU